Molecule: messenger RNA, 1678 nt
Organism: Entelurus aequoreus (snake pipefish)
Lineage: Eukaryota; Metazoa; Chordata; Actinopteri; Syngnathiformes; Syngnathidae
Product: disintegrin and metalloproteinase domain-containing protein 12-like
Exons: 8
Coding region: 1-921 (306 amino acids)
Source: RefSeq, a predicted model, not a curated record
AUGUGUCAGGUGUGUCUGAAUCGCCAGUGUCAGAACGUCAGCGUCUUCGGCGUGCACGAGUGCUCAGGAAAGUGCAAUGGACGUGGGGUGUGCAACAACAAGAACAACUGCCACUGCGAAGCGCACUGGGCGCCCCCGUUCUGCGAGGGGGCGGGCUUCGGGGGCAGCAUCGACAGCGGGCCGACGAGACUGGCAGCCCACAGCCUGGCCGUCACCGUGGCCGUCCUGGGGGCCACCAGCGGCCUUCUGCUGGCCAGCGCCCUGGUCUUCCUGAAGAGGAAGACUCUGCUGCGUCUGCUCUUCACCAACAAGAAGAGCACCUUGGAGAAGCUCAGGUCCAUCGAGGAAAAGAGGCCGACCAGCCCACUCGGCAUUCAGUCCAUGUGUAGACCACUACCACAACGUAGACCUCCCCCCAAACCCAGCAUUUAUAAGCCUCCUCCUUCCUUCCUGAGCGCAGAGCCGCUCCUCCCCCAGCACAAGUUCCACUCCCACAGCCUGCGCCGCCUGCCGCUCUACCAGCCCCUCAACAUCAGCCAGCCCAUGCCCGUGUCACUCAGCGUGGGUCAGCCCAUCCUGCCUCCCCUGCCCGCCCGACACAGGUUGCCGCCGGCCCGCCACGCUCUCUCGCCGCCGCCUUUUCUCAGUCUGCCCCGCCAGCCCGCGUCCUACCUCCUGGUGCAGGACCUGGACAAGCCAAGUCCGCCCCAGAAGCCUCUUCCUGCCGACCCGCUGGGGAGAGGCCUUCGUCUGGCUCACGGCGCCCCGAUGGUGGGCGUUCACAUGCCGGGAAAAGGGCUGCUGCCCAUCCCCAUCCCCAUCCCCACUGUGCCCAGACCUCCACCCACCAUCCCUUUACCCAGCAGACCUGCUCCAGUGUUGCCCUACAGACCACCAAAGACCCCCAAAGACUACUGCUGAGCUUUGCCUUCUUCUCCAAGCACAAAGAGGCUUUCUGGGUCGUUUGCACUAACGGAGACUCGGCGGCCGUUGUUGUUUUCACGCAGCUGGACUGUUGUUGUAACGCCUCAGCUCUCCACUAGAUGGCGGUGUCACAGCAAGGACGUGCAUGGUCACGUGACAACAAGCCGGAAGCUUGUGACUUUAUUUGUGGACACUUUGGAAGCUAAAAAUGCUAACACGACGUGCCACUGACUAAAAAGGUGCUCUUUUGUCCUCGCUCAGGUACCAGUGGACUUAUUUAUUUCACUUGUUGGUGUUUUAUGCACAUUUUAGGGACGGAGGAGACACCUGGUCCAUCAUUUGGCAAAUAAGCCAACAUCUAUUGUCAGGUUUCAAGCAUAUUUUAUUCCCUUUUAAAUCCGCAGUAAAAUGUUACGCUCACGUAAUUUAUUUAUUAAUGCUUUUUCAAGCUUGUGUAAGUAUGGUUGGUGUCAUUGUUCAGUGCAAUUUUCUCGUUUACCUCCUUUUUGUACCGUCAGUGUUGCUUCUUCUGUGUGUGGAAGUUUGUACAUCCUAACAUGUGACCUUUUUAUUGACAUAAAAAGGUAAGGGAAGUCAUGUGGUCAGCCUGAUUUACAGUAUUAGCGCACACUGCCACCUUGUGGAAGAACGCUGUUAUUACAAGUCAAGCCUGCCUGCUCUAUUAGAGCAGGGGUGUCGGACUUGUUGUCAUGGAGGGCCGCUUGUAAGAGUGAAUGUAAGAAUAUAAAAGUAU